Molecule: messenger RNA, 1355 nt
Organism: Ctenopharyngodon idella (grass carp)
Lineage: Eukaryota; Metazoa; Chordata; Actinopteri; Cypriniformes; Xenocyprididae
Gene: tmem179aa
Product: transmembrane protein 179a, genome duplicate A
Exons: 4
Coding region: 135-833 (232 amino acids)
Source: RefSeq, a predicted model, not a curated record
AUCAAAAAGUACGAAUUCCUCAAUCAGGUGCAAUGCAUGCAGUGGUGACAUUUUAGUUGUCCAAUAACAUGAUACCGACAUAGUUCAACAUUCACCGUCAUGCGCAAUAGCAGAAUGCAGUCGACGCCGUAACGAUGGCCGUCGAUAAUUUUCUCUUUGGCCAGUGCAUCCUUUAUUUUUUAGCAUUUCUUUUCGGUUUUAUUGCCGUCGUGCCGCUCUCUGAAAACGGUGAUGACUUUCAGGGGAAAUGCUUGCUGUUUACUGAGGGAAUGUGGCAAAAUGAGAACAUGACGAUGGGGAAACAGCGCUUUAUAGUUGAAGAAUGGGGACCAGAGUCGUCCUGCCGCUUCAUCACUUUCGUGGGUAUCGUGUCUCUCAUCCUCUCUGCUGUACAGGCGUGGCGGACCUUUUUCUUCCUCUGCAAAGGCCACGACGACUCUCUUUUUCAUGCCUUCUUGAAUCUUCUCCUGUCCCUCUUGGUGGUUUUUGUAGUGUUUGUGGCCGGUACUAUCUCCAGUGUUGGCUUCAGUGGAUGGUGUGAUGCUAUCACUGAAAAUGGGGCCUUGCCUAGCAGUUGUGAGGAUCUGCAAGACACAGAUUUAGAGCUCGGUGUUGACAACUCCUCCUUUUAUGACCAGUUUGCCAUUGCACAGUUUGGCCUGUGGUCGGCCUGGUUAUGCUGGCUGGGUCUAACAGUGCUAGCCUUCCUGAAGGUUUACCAUAACCACCGACAGCAGGAGCUGCUAGACAGUCUAGUUCAAGAGAAGGAGCUGCUGCUAGGUCAUCCUUUACAGCGAAGUUCUUAUAUGUACAACAGGAAUGCCAUGAUUUAAACAAACAUAUCUCACGUAGUCCAUUUACACUGCAUGAGCUAGUUUCUGAGAGCAGAAUUAAGCCCUCAAGAUAAACAUAUUUUUUUAUAAACCUCUAUCAAUCAUUAGACUGAUAGAAAUAGAUUCUUUACAAACUGUGUUCAUGUUUAAAUAAAUGGUCAUGGAAUAUGAGUUAAACUGAUUCCAGAGUUAAAUUGUUUCCAUUGUUGUUCUUUAGACAGCAUCCUGACAGAAUUCUCUUCAAGCUACAUGGAAUUAUCACGUUCAUAUUCACUCUUACUUUUGCAGUAUAGGACAUAUGAAGACACUGCCUGUGAGAUUAUUAUUUUAUUCUCUUGAGAAGGUGGCUGUGCAUUUAGGAGACUCAGUAAAGCGUAAAUGAGGACCCUCUCUUUGAGCAGAUGUCACAGCUUCACAAGUUCACUCAUAUGUGAAAUGUAAAGUCUGCUUCAAAUAGAAUCUAUUCUGCCUUUACUGUACAUGGGAAUAUAAUUGGAAAUAAAAUUGAAUAAUGGCUCUUUA